AUGUUCUAAGAUAAUAUUUGGGAAUGCGUCUAAUAAAAUGGCAUGCCAACUCCAAAAAGUGGACAUUGUUGUUGUGUAGUAGCAAAUAAUUUUUAUGUUUUUGGUGGACAAUCAAACACAGAAAUACUAAAUGAAUUUCAUAGAUUCAAUCUAGAAGAUAAAACUUGGAGUAAAAUAAAGACUGAUUCAUAACCAAAUGGAAGAAGUUCAGCAGGAAUGUGUGGUGUUGAUGAUAUUAAAAAGCUUUAUUUAUUUGGGGGUACCUUAUUGAUAGUUGAGAAAACUAGCAAGAAUGAUCUCUAUGAAUAUGACAUUUAAAAAAACAAUUGGACUAUUGUGAUAACCUAAACUCCAGGUCCAUGUGAGAGAUACGGUCAUUCAAUGAUAAUGUCAAAUUAUUAGAUAUAUAUUUUUGGUGGCGUUCAUUAUGUAAAAGCAUAAAAUAGAAUGAAUCCAGAAUUUUUAAAUGACUUAUGGGUGUUCUCUUUGAUUGAUAAAAUUUGGAAGAAACUUGAUCUUAGGGCCUAAAUUUAACCAUAAGCUAGAUACAGACACACAACUGCUGUUAUUGGGAAUGAACUGUAUAUCAUAGGUGGAACUACAAAUUAAAAUCGUUAUGGAUAGAUAGUAAAGACCGAUUUUACUAAUAUGUAAUGGUCAUACUUAGAGUUAGAGGCUCUUAAAAACAAAUCAAAAAAAAACUUAUUUAAAGGUAGAUACGGACAUGCUUGUUUUGUUAUGGAAAAUAUGGUAUACAUUUAUAGUGGUAUGGAUGAUGGGUAGUGUGAUGAUGCAUUAUAAUUAGAUGUGAUACAGAAUAAAUGGAAGAGUAAGAAGUUCAGAGGAAAUAUACCAUCUCGUGAAUUUUUUAGUUUUGCUUAGACAUCAAAUCAACUAUUUAUAUUUGGAGGGAGAACUUAAUAGAAUUAAAGAUUAAAUGAUCUAUAUGUAUGGAAUCACAACUUAAGAUAAGAGGAAUAGCAGUAUUGUACAUUAAGAUAAGAAAUGCAUUCUUUAUUGGAAAUUCAUUAAAAUUGUAGCGAUUUUACAAUAUUUACUAAGAGUGGUACCUAAUAUGCCUUACAUAAGAGUCUUAUAAAAGUUAGAUGCCCAAUUUUAUUGUAGUUUCAAAAUCUGCAGUUUUCAGAUAUUCUGGUUUAAAUCCUGAUAAAAUACAUUUAUAAAGCAGAGUUAGCUUUGGAUUUACUUAGUAAAGUUGAGAUUAGAGAGGCUCUUUAAUUUAGUGCUUUCAUUUCUGAUGAAUUGUUUGCCACUGCCAUUAUUUAAUAUUUCCUGAUUGAUUCAAGAGGCUAAAGCGAUUAUGAUUUUAUUGAAAAAGAGUUGUAACAAAUUCAAGGUAAAGGCAAUUCUAGUGCACAGAUUAAUUUUCUAUUGAAAAGUGUUUUGUAGAUAUUAGAAUAGAGAAAACAAAAAUAAUUAGUCAAUUUAUUUCAACAACAAAGAAUCAUAUUUAACAAUGUUUCUAAUUAAAUAGUAAUGAAAUUUUAUCAAGAUAUGAGAAAGUUAUAGUAUCAUUCUGAAACUGAUACAAUAAUUACUGCAUAGGAUAAAUAAAUAAAUGUACAUUCAUUUGUAUUGGUUGCAAGAUCAGAAUACUUUAGAGAAAUGAUCCAUUUUGAGAAUGGAGUAAUUCAGCAAAUCUAGGUUGACUUUGAUCCAUAGAUUUUAUAAAAUAUAAUCAACUAUCUUUAUUGUGGAUACUAGGCAUUGUAAAGGUAAAAUGAAGGGAAUUUCGAUCAUUUAAUCAAUGCAUUCAAAGCAUCUAGUUAUUUCAUGUUGAGUAACUAAACAUUUCUAUACUUGAUCUAAGAAGGAAUGGCUGAAUUUAUAAGUAAAGACAAUGUAUUUGAUUUGGCUGAAUUAGCAGAGCAAUUGAAUGCAACAUAUUUACUUUAUGAAUGUUGUACUUUUAUUUCUGAAAACCUAAAAGGAGUAUCUUUAUCAGAUUUGAGAAAACUAUCAAAAGAAGUAUUAAUUCGUGUUCUUGAAGUAAUAGGAUAGAAAUAAUGA
This is a messenger RNA of Paramecium tetraurelia, 2031 nucleotides long. RefSeq lists its product as uncharacterized. Lineage: Eukaryota; Ciliophora; Oligohymenophorea; Peniculida; Parameciidae. The record is from RefSeq and is a predicted model, not a curated record. Gene Ontology annotation, molecular function: protein binding. The transcript has 5 exons.